AUGUCGAGCACUUCACCAGAGCCGUCCCCAGCAUCUGCAACUGGACGCAGCAGGACUUUUUCCAUCUCUAGAGACAAGCUCAAGAUUGACAUCCCUUCUCCGCGUCUAGCCCUGCUCACGAAUAGUAACGGCAACACGACUGAAAAUGGAGCUCUACACUCUCCAAAUCCGCUAAAAUCUCCCAAUUCUCGCCGCAUGCAAAUCUUGGCUCGCGACGGAAUCCUGGGAUCAGGCCAGAAAGUGAGGAAUCUCUCACAGUCCUCCGGUGACAGGGAACCCGGGAUAAACGGUGCGCAACACAGACCAAACAGCGACGACGGCAUCAAUCCGUUGAAGAGAAGGAUCACCGAUGCUGGUAUUGACUAUCCCAGGCGCAGAGCCACCAUAGCUUGCGAGAUAUGUCGUUCCCGAAAAUCCAGAUGUGAUGGAUCAAAGCCAAAAUGCAAGCUGUGCACCGAUCUCGGAGCAGAGUGCAUCUAUCGGGAGCCUGGGAUCAAACUGGAUGCGGGCGACAAGCUCAUCCUAGAGCGUCUCACCCGGAUCGAGGGCUUGCUGCAGAAUAGUCUAGUCGGGCGGGCCUCUAGUAUGGCAAUAUCAGCGGGUUCGCCAUCGAUAACUGGGGCUACUACUAUCAGCCAUGAGGACAUAAUGAUGCAAAGCACCAGCGACUUCGUCUCCAUGAUCCCCGCCACAGGUCUGAGAACAUGGACUACCCCAACAAAUAUCUCAACGAUGCCAAAGAUCCAUACAAAUGCUGCACUCCAUCUCCUUCAAUGGCCUUUGAUUCGUGAUCUGGUAUCGCGGCCCUAUGAUCCUCAAAUUCUCCUCCAACUCGAGAUGGCUCGAGAACCCCUCGCUCUAUCGAAGACACCAUGCCUAGACCUGUCCAAUACCUCAGCCUACACCGAGUCAUUUUUCUCCAAAGUCAACGUAUGGUAUGCAUGCGUCAAUCCCUUCAACUGGAAAAACCACUAUCGCACUGCACUGUCCAAUGGGUUCCGUGAGGGCCCCGAGAGCUGCAUCGUGCUUCUAGUACUAGCUCUCGGCCAGGCGAGCUGCGGUACAAGCAUUUCCAGAGUUCCGCCAAGCGAAGAUCCACCAGGACUACCAUAUUUCGCAGCUGCUUGGGCUCUGCUGCCUGGCUUGAUUACGAGAAACUCGGUUCUCUCUGCCCAGUGCACACUUCUGGCCUCAGCGUACCUCUUCUAUUUGGUCCGUCCCCUUGAAGCCUGGACACUGUUGAGCAGUACCAGCACCAAGCUUCAGCUCCUUCUCAGCGCACCCGGGAGAAUCCCGAUAGGUCAGCGGGAACUAAGCGAGCGAGUCUACUGGAACGCCCUUCUGUUCGAGAGCGACCUUCUCGCUGAGAUGGACCUCCCACACUCGGGAAUCGUCCAAUACGAAGAGCUCGUUGGUCUGCCCGGCGGGUUCGAACCAGAGAUGGAAGAGAGUGUUGGCCGUGACGAUUUAUGGUACUUCCUGGCUGAAAUUGCGCUCCGGCGCCUUCUAAAUCGAGUCAGUCAGCUCAUCUACUCCAAAGACUCAAUGGCAUCGAUGCAGAGUCUCGAGCCCGUGGUGGCAGAAUUGGACUUCCAGCUAGCGCAAUGGUACGAAAGCCUACCGGUUGCGUUACAGUUUCCUUAUGGUCGGACCCCGCUUGCAGACCCGGUCCAGACGGUGCUGCGUCUGCGAUACUUCGCCUGCCGGACUAUCAUUUUCCGACCUUACAUCUUUGCGGUCCUCGACAAUGAGCAGUCAGCGAUGGAUGCUUCGGUUCGCGAGAACUGCCGAAAGUGUCUCGAGGUUUCCAUCAGACAAUUGGAGCACAUCACGGCUCAUCAUGCCGGUCACAUAUCGUAUCUCUGGCAAGGGGCGCUCUCCAUCGUCUCCCAAACCCUGCUCCUGAUGGGCGCCACCAUGUCGCCAUCACUAUCCAGCAUCGUCGCCACCCUGGUCCCCAAAAUGAACACCGUCGACGCGAUCAUCAACAACGUCGUUCUGGAGAUCGAGCGAUAUGCACAUCUUGCACCUAGCCUGAGUCUCGGAGCCGAGAUCAUCCGCGAGGCUGAGAUGCGGCGGCGCAGCUACCUCGGCGGAGGAUAA
Molecule: messenger RNA, 2103 nt
Organism: Drepanopeziza brunnea f. sp. 'multigermtubi' MB_m1
Lineage: Eukaryota; Fungi; Ascomycota; Leotiomycetes; Helotiales; Drepanopezizaceae
Biological process (GO): regulation of DNA-templated transcription
Molecular function (GO): zinc ion binding; DNA-binding transcription factor activity, RNA polymerase II-specific
Source: RefSeq, a predicted model, not a curated record